GCUUCCAAUAGCGACCAUACCUUAGGUAGGUAUGGAAGUUUAGAAAGCACACAAUUUUCAAACCUACCUAGAUAUAGUGUUUCACAAUACGUCCCUUAUCCAAUUCAGCCCCGAGUCACUUAUCUCAUCCAGUGAGGUAAAAUGCCACUCACGGAGUGGAAGAUAAGGACAUACAUGAAAACAUGUACCCUACUUUGUAGAACGUCCGGCCAAAGAACCUUAAAUUAGAUUGGAACGAAAAGACAAAUUUGCAGGCAUUAUUUCUCUCCGUUCUGUACAGGCCUUCAUUAAGCGGAAGCCAUGGGAGCCAAGCCAUAUGACCUAGAAGCUCAGCAAGCCAACAAAGACGCCCCGGGAGGAUCCACCGUCACAUACAUGCGGUCCGGGCGCGGCGGAGCAGGCAACUUCGUCCAGCCCUCCACGCGGGAAGAGAGUCAACCGGCGGAUGACGGCGACGAUACCCAGCGCACCAAGGUCACCGCCACCGCCGCCGCCGCCGCGAGCGGAGCUGGCCCAAAAGCAGGGCUCACCGGGCGCGGCGGCGCGGGCAACUGGGCCAGCACGGGGCAGACGGCGGGGCCGGACCAGAUGGCGAGGCCGAAGACGGGGCCCACGGGGCGCGGCGGAGCGGGCAACUGGGCCGCCAGCGCGGGGCAGGCCGCGCAGGCAGAGCUGAUGGAGAAGAAGACCAAGGAGGACCUGGAGGCGAGGGUCUUGCAGGACGUCGAGGGGGGCCUGGCCAUGCCGCCGCCCACGUAUCGCCAGCGUGGUCGGAAGGAGGUUGAGUGAGGUGGCACACAGGGCCUACUCUUACCAGGGCCCCAGCACCACGUUCACGUUCGAGAACGGAGCUGUCUUCACGCUGGAAAACAAGGGCA
Phialemonium atrogriseum is the source of this 878-nucleotide messenger RNA. RefSeq lists its product as uncharacterized. Lineage: Eukaryota; Fungi; Ascomycota; Sordariomycetes; Cephalothecales; Cephalothecaceae. The transcript is spliced from 2 exons. Bases 301 to 789 code for a protein of 162 amino acids. The record is from RefSeq and is a predicted model, not a curated record.